Molecule: messenger RNA, 1389 nt
Organism: Trypanosoma grayi
Lineage: Eukaryota; Euglenozoa; Kinetoplastea; Trypanosomatida; Trypanosomatidae
Product: serine/threonine protein kinase
Exons: 1
Coding region: 1-1389 (462 amino acids)
Biological process (GO): peptidyl-serine phosphorylation; peptidyl-threonine phosphorylation
Molecular function (GO): protein serine/threonine kinase activity; ATP binding
Source: RefSeq, a predicted model, not a curated record
AUGUAUGCCACGCGCAGGAAGCAAGGGGCACCUGCGCGGGCGCCUUUUCGCCUGUCGAAUCCACGUCGGCUCCAAACACAGCGAGGCAUAUCUCCGGCAGGUGGGACCCUGCGGCUGAAGCUGCCGAGUGAGAGCACAAUGCUCCCAUCGGUGCGCUACGCGGCCCAUCUGACGAAGUACGAGAAAAGCGAGAUUCAGGGCUACACUGAUGUAUGUUAUGUGGGCCAGAACUGCCAAUCGAAGAUCCCCGCUCCAGUGGAGGGCGGUUUUAACAGCGGGUACGAUGACGAGCGGGGAGACUAUGUAAUAAAGCUGCACGAUCACAUAGCCUACCGCUACGAGGUUCUGUCCCCACUGGGAAGCGGCUCCUUUGGCCAAGUAGUCAAGGCUGCCGAUCACCUCAAAGGCACUACCGUCGCACUGAAAAUAAUUCGAAACAAAAAACGCUUCACGGCGCAAGCAAAGGUCGAAGUGCAGAUUUUGAUGCAUCUUCGAAAAGGGGAUCCUGUUGGACAGUAUGGCAUAGUUCAGGCGCUUGAUAGUUUUUCAUUCCGAUCUCAUAUGUGCAUAACCUAUGAGCUAUUAUCCCUUAACUUGUAUGAGCACAUGAAACAGCGCAACUUUCAUCCUUUGUCGGUGAAUGUAGUUCGAAAAAUUGGGGCCGGGGUGUUGGUUUCACUCUCAUACAUGUGGCGUGAAAACGUCAUUCACUGUGACUUGAAACCGGAGAACAUUCUCUUAAAGGCACCCGAUAGAGCAGCUGUGAAGGUAAUUGAUUUGGGAUCGGCGUGCUUCGAAAACGCUCGAAUCUACACAUACAUUCAAUCGCGUUUUUAUCGCGCACCGGAAGUAAUUUUAGGCUGCCCAUAUACCAAGCGGAUCGAUUUGUGGAGCUAUGGAUGUGUUCUGUGUGAGCUUGCCACUGGAUUCCCGAUAUUUCCUGGAGAAAGCGAGCAGGAACAGUUGGCCUGCAUCAUGGAAUAUCUAGGACCGCCACCGCGUGAGAUGCUACUUCAAUCUCCACGCAGGCAUGAGUUCUUCGACGCCAACGCAAAUUACGCCCCAAAGUUAGUUCCGAACAGCAAGCGACGAAUACGAUACCCCGGCACAAAGUCCCUUGCCGCGUUUCUCGGACUCCCCGAUACAGACGGGUUUGUUAGCUUCAUCAGACAGUUCCUCUGCUGGGUGCCCGAUGAGCGCGUGCCCCCGCGCAAGGCGAUGCGACACGAGUGGAUCGCCAGCGCCUUCGAGGAUCCGCCGUCGCAGCCGCCGCCGCCGUUAUCAGCAGGCGUCACCAGGCUGGCUGUGCUUGCGGCAACAAUGAAUGAUUAUGGUGCAACAGCAUCACCGUGUGGUGUGCCACAUUUGCCAAAAAUUGGUCCUCGUUGA